CCGGAGGGUAGAACAAAGGGAGGGAUGGGUUAUCUAGCUGGUGGGAAGAGAUUGACUGGAGCUUUAGACAAGGCUGGAAACAUCCUCCCUCUCUCUUUAGCCCCGUCCUCCCUCUUUUCAGUCCUUGUCCUUCCCUGCCGGGUCUGGAGGUGCUCCGGACAGUGCCGGCGCCCCGGCCCUCGAGGCCAAGCACGGUGGAGUGCGCGGCCCGCUGAGCACCAUCCCCCGCGUCGCGAGCGGGGUGAGACCCGCGGGGGGCUCCCGCAGUCCUUACAAGGAGUUUGGCGGCGCUCGGGGCGGCCCCGCCCGCCGGGCUCCACCGGCCCCUCCUCCCACCCCCCACUGGAGCCGCGGGAACACAGCCCGCUCAGCACCGGGUCCGGGGCGCGGACACUGACUGGGCCGGGUCGCGAGUGCCAGGGGAGCCCGUGACUCGUUCCCGAGGGCCCCGACGGGCGGGCACGCUGCUCGGGGCCCUUCGGCCAAGGCCCCUUGUCCCCCUCUUCAACGUCGCCAUGUCCUCGGUGUUUGGGAAACCCCGCGCCGGCAGCGGGCCGCAGAGCGCGCCCCUCGAGGUCAACCUGGCAAUCCUAGGGCGCCGCGGGGCGGGCAAGUCUGCCCUGACCGUGAAGUUUCUAACCAGGAGGUUUAUCAGUGAAUAUGACCCCAACUUAGAGGACACCUACAGCUCUGAAGAGAUUGUGGACCACCAGCCUGUCCACCUGAGGGUCAUGGACACUGCGGAUCUGGACACCCCCAGGAACUGUGAGCGCUACCUGAACUGGGCCCAUGCCUUCCUGGUGGUGUAUAGCAUCGACAGCCGCCAGAGCUUUGAGGGUGGGGGCAGCUACCUGGAGCUGCUCGCUUUGCAUGCGAAGGAGACACAGCGCAGCUACCCCACUCUGCUGCUGGGCAACAAGCUGGAUAUGACCCAGUACAGGCAGGUCACGGAGGCAGAAGGCGCAGCCUUGGCAGGCAGGUUUGGGUGCCUGUUUUUCGAGGUCUCUGCCUGCCUGGACUUUGAGAACGUGCAGCAUGUCUUCCAUGAGGCAGUACGGGAGGCACGGCGGGAGCUGGAGAAGAACUCCCCGGCCCGGCCGCUUUUCAUCUCCGAAGAGCGGGCUCUGCCCCACCAGGCCCCACUCACCGCCCGUCAUGGGCUGGCCAGCUGCACCUUCAAUACACUUUCUACCGUCAGCCUGAAGGAGAUGCCUACUGUAGCCCAAGCCAAGCUGGUCACUGUGAAGUCAUCCCGGGCCCAGAGCAAGCGCAAGGCUCCUACCCUGACCCUGUUGAAAGGCUUCAAGAUCUUCUGAGAGUCCGCACGGAGGAUCCCAGGGCUGGAGGCUGGGCAGGGCUGCAGGUUGGUGGCUGACGUCUCGCCACCGGCUUUCCCUCUGAUAGAACCAUAGCCCGUGCCCUCUAGUGGACACCUGACCCCUGCUCCUGCACCAAGCAGUGUCAGACACCCAGUUCACUGUGUGAGCUGGAGGGACAGGCAGGAAUGCUGCUCCUAUUCCCUCCAGGGCCUUGGUUUCCAUGGUAGCCACGGCAUUCCCUGACCUUGAAGGGAAUUAGCCACGGGGAGAACCCAGACACCUGGGUCAGCCUUAACCUGGAGGAAAUUGCAGUGUCCAUUGUGGUGCCACCCCUUUCUGCUCCAGCUGCAGCCAAGCCAGAUGUGGCCCCUAGUGGACAGCUCUGGGUGGACAGUUCCAGGAGGCCCUGCAUAAGUGUAGGCCUGAGAACAUCCUGCAGGAGAGACAGCCCUGAGAUCCUUGUACCACCUGGUAGAUGGGAAGGGAGGGCAGCUGCAGGUUUUGGAGGGCUAGAGCCUGGCCCUCCCAUUGUCUUCUGGCCUCAGAGAAGCUCCGGGCCACAAACCCCACAGUUUAUCCAAGUAAUAUCCAAUUUAAAUAAUCCUAUGGGACAGCCUGUAAGAAGCGAAGUCACAGGAAGGGCUAUUUCUAGUCCUUUGCCUCUCAAGGAGAGUAGAAGGGAGGGGCUGUGAGUCGUCCAGUGUAGGGGGCCUCUAGUGUUUUUCAUCAGAAGCCAGGGUCCCUUUAUUAUCUCACCUUAAAUUACAGACUCUGUCCACAGAUCUUUAGGACCAGCCUCCUCAAGUGUAAUGAUUCAAAGCCAUAGAACAAAGUCGUUCUCUCCAGUGACAAUGACCCAGGAUUCCAGGGAGCCCACAACGGGCAGUAUCAGACAUCCAGUGGGCACUAGCAGCCUGUUCCAGACUCAUAGGGAGAAACACAGUAUACCAGUUUGGAGGCAGGACCCAGUAC
This is a messenger RNA of Hipposideros armiger (great roundleaf bat), 2291 nucleotides long. It is a transcript of the gene RASL12, whose product is annotated as RAS like family 12. Bases 516 to 1316 code for a protein of 266 amino acids. The transcript is spliced from 5 exons. NCBI's taxonomy places the organism in Eukaryota, Metazoa, Chordata, Mammalia, Chiroptera, Hipposideridae. Gene Ontology annotation, molecular function: GTPase activity; GTP binding. The record is from RefSeq and is a predicted model, not a curated record.